AUGGAUCACGAUACUGAACCUCUCCAAGUGGUGUCAUAUGCGGAGAUCAAGAGAGAAUGUCUCCCUUCAUCAGAACCGAAAGAAAAGCCAUCUAUGUUAUUCCAUUCCCCCAGUCAUGACCCAACACUAGCACCUCCUCCUUUAAGCCCAUAUCCCAGGGAAUCAGAUACCUUCGAUUCUUCCUCAAUCACCCCAACAUACCGUUCCACCCCAUCAUUUCCAGUCGACAGAUUUGCAAUUGCGACAAGGACCGACUCACUAGCAUCUGGUUUCCCAUUCCAUCAACGACUCUUCGACUUCAGGGUCACACACGAUGAAUGGCAUCUAUUCACUGGCGAGAUAGUGCAAGCUGCAAACUUGUCAUUGCAAGAAGAUUGGGCCGCCUGGACAGCAGGCAUCUCAACCGGUGUCCUUAGCACUAGCAUUCUGGUCUUCGGAGGCCCUGUUGCGGGGUACUAUACGGGACGAUCCGUACACCGGAAGAAAGUGAUUGAGAAAGUCAAGGAAGGACUGAUGCACCAAGGGAACAUCAGAGCGACGCUUCACGAAUGGAACGAGCAAACAUUUCGAGACAAGGGGUUUCAAGCAUGGCUGGAAUUACCAGUUAUGAAGGGAGAAAUAAAUGGUGAAGAAACUGACGAGAAGGAGAAGAGUAAGAAAAGUAAGAAGGACAAGAAAGAAAAGGCAAAGGAGCAAAGUCGGUUUAGGAUUCUAAUCAUACCGACGUCUGCGCCCAUGGGCAGAUUGAUGGGGAAUGAUCCGUCGAGUUGGAAUUUAGCUGACAACCCAUCGAGUCAACGGGCGGGGAUUGCGGAAGCUCCUGAUUCACAACCACGAAUGGCAGAGAUGGCAUAA
Sclerotinia borealis F-4128 is the source of this 855-nucleotide messenger RNA. NCBI's taxonomy places the organism in Eukaryota, Fungi, Ascomycota, Leotiomycetes, Helotiales, Sclerotiniaceae. The record is from the annotation of a GenBank genome assembly.